AUGGCAUCAACCAUUUCCAAAUCAAGACAAAUGCAUAGAAUUGGAUUGGGUUCUAUGAAACUUAUACAGCUUCUUUUUCCAAGAGACAUAUCGGAUAUGAGGAAUAUGUUUUUGACUAGAAAUGCUCACAAAGCUUGUCCUGAUGGUAUUCCACUUCCAGAAUGGAUUCUCAAGUCUAGGGAGACAGGUGAUGUUGAUACGUUUCCUGUGAACUUAUAG
Molecule: messenger RNA, 219 nt
Organism: Prunus armeniaca (apricot)
Lineage: Eukaryota; Viridiplantae; Streptophyta; Magnoliopsida; Rosales; Rosaceae
Source: the annotation of a GenBank genome assembly